AUGCAUCAAAAACGUUUGUUAAGCCCAGCAUUUCAUUGGGGCUACUUGAAAGGUCUGGUUCCACAAUUUAACUCUGUAGCCAGUUCCUUGGUCACCAAAUUAAUGGACAUUGCUGAUGGAAAGACUGUUGUUGACAUGGCUGAUGAACUUCAAAAAGCUACUUUAGAUGUCAUCGGAAAGGUCUGUAAAAUGUUUGGAUUUAUAUUAAUUAUCAUUUUAUUGACAUUUGUGUUGUACCAGGAAAUAUUCAUACUCUUCUUGUGGAAGGCUUCAUUGUUGGUUUGAUUCCCCCACCAACCCCAAUGGAAGUUCCAGUUUAGCUUCACACUUGAUCAUUUAAAGCUUAUAUUCACUUUGGCUGAAAAAUGCCCCCUUUUGGGAUAUGACCAUUUUUAACCUCUUGCCUACCAAGUCCUGUGUGAGGUCACUCAGACAAAUGAAAUCACCAAUAGCCCAGUCAUGCGAGUUGUCUUGAAUAAAUGAACUCUGGUCAUUGAGAAAUGGCUGCCAGUUGCUGGACAUAUUUGGCUUUGGUAGGCAAGGGGUUAAAGAGAGAGGAAGGAAACCUAGGUACUUUCCAUCAAAUGUACAUAUUUUAGGAAAGAGGAAAGUCUCAUAUUCAUUUUAAAACUUAAUAUUAAUACAUUAAGGGUUCACCGUAUUAAAUAUAUUAAUACAUGUAGUUUGUACAGUGGGCAAAUUAAUCAUUCUGGACUUAAUGGCCAAUGAACAGCCACUGUUAUGUACAGUAUUCAAGCAAUCAUCCACUGAGUGCGACUGUUUUUUCUGAUUUCCUGGUUGAUUUAACAUUUUGUUUAGUAUCUCAUGUUAAGCAUAUUUGUGUCAAAUUAUUCAUUUUUUACUUGAUUUUCAAGGUUGCACUUGAUAUGGAGCUGAAAUGCUUAGGAGAUAACAACAGUGUUGUUCCCAACUGCCUGUUUAAAUGCCCGGAGGGUUAUGAAGAAAGCUGCAUUGAUCCAUUGCUGUAUCUUCCAUGA
Molecule: messenger RNA, 998 nt
Organism: Porites evermanni
Lineage: Eukaryota; Metazoa; Cnidaria; Anthozoa; Scleractinia; Poritidae
Source: the annotation of a GenBank genome assembly